AUGUCUCGCAAUGUGAGCAAUUUCGCCCCCUUUCUUGUUGGUGUCGCUACACCUAUGGUCUUGGGUUUUCUAACGCUCUGCCUCUUAAAAGGAAAGGGGCUCAAAUCUGACAAAACCCAUGGCUUUGCCAAGCUACCAGUGGAAAUAAAAGUCGAAAUCUUCAAGCAGUGCGACUCACUGAACGAUGUAGCAUCACUCAUCGCGGCUUCUCCGUCAGUACGAGUUUGCUUCCAAGAAAACCGAGAUAAUCUCCUUCAACAUCACAUUUCUUAUAUCCGAGAGAUAUUCUACGAUGAUGCCCUCAUCCCUUUGGCCUUGAUGGUUGCGAUGAUGCGACGUCGCUUGACGAAGCACAGUGACAUGCAUGGUCUGGUGGAGCUCCUGGAACAAUUUGUCCAUGGAAAGAGAUAUGAAGUGUUUGAGCGGAAGUUUCACUACUGGCAGGAGAGCCUGUUCCAGAUCCAAGAUCUCGUCAAUAUCUGCACAGAGAUUCAAGAGAUUUGUCCGAGGGUAUGCUACAGUGCAUCAGCAGCAUAUGCCAAGCCCCUUCUAUCUAAACCGUGGCACCACCGAUUCGUGGAAACCUAUCUGCGUUCAAAGAUCAGCGCCGCCAUGCGAGAUUCUUCUACCAAACUCCUAUUUCCGUACCAAGACACUCUUAGCCAUGAACUGGACGUGUUCUUGUUCGCUGACAACUAUGCUGGGAGCAAGCUACCUGAUACUGAUAUGGUAGACGCACAUGUGGCUUUAGGUCAGCUCGGUGCUACCACCCUUCAACAUAGGGUUUCUAUGGCUGGUGAUCCAGUGGAAAGACAGCGGAUGUUAGAAGAAAGGAAGGCUGAGAUACAAAAUUGGAGAGAUAUGCGAAAAAUGGCCUGGGAGGAGGAGGAUAAGAAGGUUGAGAAUGGGCAAAUGGUGAUUUAUAACGGCUUCGGGCGGCUCCUGUGA
Molecule: messenger RNA, 948 nt
Organism: Fusarium redolens
Lineage: Eukaryota; Fungi; Ascomycota; Sordariomycetes; Hypocreales; Nectriaceae
Exons: 2
Coding region: 1-948 (315 amino acids)
Source: RefSeq, a predicted model, not a curated record